Molecule: messenger RNA, 1422 nt
Organism: Physcomitrium patens
Lineage: Eukaryota; Viridiplantae; Streptophyta; Bryopsida; Funariales; Funariaceae
Product: haloacid dehalogenase-like hydrolase domain-containing protein At2g33255
Source: RefSeq, a predicted model, not a curated record
UCCACAGCUUUGCGUUUGAUGGGAGUUGCUUUUUCAAGGAGAAUGAUAGUAUGAUCACGAUGUGGAAGGUCCAGAUUCGCUCUCCACUUUUGGUGUUACAGUAUGUCACACCGAGGCCUUGCGGUAUGUGGAGAUGGAACUCUUUCUAUACACUCUCUGCGUGCCGAGAAUUGACCUGGAGCUUCAAGGCAGAGUGGUGGAGACCGUUACUCUCUGGAGCUUCAUUUGUUUGAGGUUGGAAACGUGCAAUGCUAUCAACAACCAAUAUUGAAUUGUCGGGAGUGUUCAGGGCCUUGAAGGAAACUACUUGAAGGGUUACUGGCGUAUCAGCUCUUCCCUGGUCCAUUCCGUGUAAAGGAGUGGUGAGGCUUCAGAAGGGCUAUGUCACCCAUAAGACGGCUACUGACGGGGACAGCGGAGCAUUUCCACCCAAAGCCAUCGGUGAAGGGUAUGAUCUUUGACAUGGACGGGACUCUUACCGUGCCUUGCAUCGACUUCCGACUCAUGUACAAACGUAUACUGGGCGGAGAUCAUCCAGACGUCGUCAACAACAACCCUAUCGACAUCCUUCACGAAAUCUCCAGCUGGAGCUCCGAGAAACAAGCUCGCGCGUACGCCAUAAUAACAGAGAUCGAGCAAGACGCCCAUGAGAAGCUUCAGAUCAUGCCGGGCGCGAAGGAGGUGUGCUCAUUCCUCGAUGCGCGUGGCAUUCGUCGCGGCAUCAUCACCCGCAAUGUGAACACUGGCAUCGAAUUCUUCCACUCACGAUUCGGAUUGCCCAAGUUCCAUCCCGCUUUGGGCCGUGAGUUCACCCCUUGCAAGCCUCAUCCCGCGCCAUUGCUGCACAUCUGCGACAAAUGGGGCCUGCACCCCCACGAGGUGAUGAUGGUGGGCGACAGUGCAGCUGAUGACAUCGUCUGUGGGAAUCGCGCGGACGCCAUGACGUGCUUGCUGGACGAAUCGGGGCGGUAUCAGUCCAACGAGCUUGCGGACGAACAAAAACCUACACACCGAAUCCAGCGCUUGUUCGAGCUCAAGUCAAUCUUAGAGACCUGCUAUAAUCUGCCGCCACCGAUAUCAUCUGAUUUCCAGAGCCGCCUUUGAGGUUCUCUGCCAUGACGCGUUGCAGCUCGCGCCGUAUCGGCCAAUCCCAUCCAUGGCGCCAUGAAUUCACCAGCAACCACGAGCCUGUUCGACAUGAAAACUGCGUAAGGGAUAGGGCUUCCGCGUUGUUACAGGAUUAGGGUUUCAAAAGGAUUGGUUUUUUUAAAACCUAAAAUUGUUCAUUCAUUCCACAUGUUGUAUAUGUAUGCGUGUUCCUUCAUUCCACAUGUUGUUGAUUGUGCAUGGAAUUUCAAGCACAUUAAUAGUGCACAGCUGUAAAGCGAAUGCACUAUUAAUAUUUCUAACAUUGAUUGAUUA